Molecule: messenger RNA, 1542 nt
Organism: Stylonychia lemnae
Lineage: Eukaryota; Ciliophora; Spirotrichea; Sporadotrichida; Oxytrichidae
Source: the annotation of a GenBank genome assembly
AUGGGUAAUUACUGUGAUAAAAACGGCAGUGAAGUCGGCUAUGAAUUAGACAAGGAAAUAUCUCUUGCUAAGCGGAAUGUUUCCUCGCCGACUUAUAAGCACAAUAUGCUCGAAUCAACAGCUUAAAAUAAUUAUCUUAAAGACAAACUGCAGCAAAUUUCCUUAUUUUCUCAAUAGCCAGCAAUCUUCAGCAAUAAUGUCCCAAGCUACAAAUCCAAUUCCACUACUCAAAAUUCGAGAUCUGCCUCACAACCUAGCACUGCUAGCAAUAGCAAUUAAUCCACUAAAAAGCAAUUGAAUUUUAAGAUAAUUAAUCAAUUAGAAAGUAAGAAUAAAUAAAGUGGAGCUGGGGCAAGAAUUCAAGGUGCCAAGAAGAGUUAACUCGAUAAAUUCAUAUAUCCAGCACCAGGUGCUUACGGUCAAAGCUAUUACCGAGAGAAUUUGAUAACAGUUUAUAGUCCAAUGAACUUUGAAAUAUUCUAAGUAAGAGUGCACAACGUUAUGUCACUUUAAGAAUUCAAGUCUAGAAUAGCAUAGAGAUUUGAGACAUACGCAGAUAACAUAAUAAUUGGAGUUGGAGACAAUGAAUACAGUGGGAACAGCGGUAAGAUUGAUGAAGGAAAACUUAACAUUCAGAAUGAUCUUGGUAUAAAUGAAAAGACUGUUGUAAAGGUUACUUUUAAAAAUAAACCAAUAUUUCCAAAGAAAGAAAAGAAUUCUCGGUCUAAGUCUAAGUCAGGUUAUUCUUCUAGCGUUGUAAAUAGUAAUGGACUCAUGAAUUUGUAUAUGAGAUAUCAAGAACAAAUGAAUGGUAGAACAUCUGUUCUGGAAGAAUACAAACUUAAUGAAUCAAAUAUAAUAGAUGAUAAUAACAUUUAGGAUACUUAAACUCUGAAUGAUCAUGAUACCAGUAAAGAUUCCAAAGCAAAGAUUAAUGUUUCUAACAGACUCUUAUUCGAAUAAAAAUCUUCAAAAUAUGCUAAUAAUGUGAAAUUAAUGUAAAGACUUAAGGAAAAAGUGUCAAAGAAUUUAUUUUUAGCUGAUGACAUAAUAUCACAAGAGACAAGCCCUAUUCGGCAGAUUAUAACAAAAACUAAUGACUCUAACAAUAACUAUGCGCUCAACUACCCAGGGUCAUUUCUCAGUAGAAUUUCUAAUGAACCUGCCUAGGAGCAUGUCACAACAGUCAUAGUAAGCAAUAAAACUUUUGAUAGUGGUUCAACACCAUAAGAGAAUCCAAAAAUAUAAGUUAAAACUUGUGGAAUUAGUUAAUAAAGUAGCAUGAGUGUCUAUAAAAAGAGUUUCAUGCAAGAAUUAGUUUUAUCUUAAGCUGGAUCAACCAAAAAUGAAUUUAGAAACUAGAAGACUAUUCAUGGUGAAUUCAUGACUAGCAAAAAUAAUUAAUAGCUAUUCGAAAAGAGUAGUAAAAUGAUGAAGUCUGGAAUAUAGAAGAAAUCAGAGUUAAAGGAAUCUGUUAAGAAGAAAAUGAUGGGAAAUUUGAUUGAAGCUGAGAGUAGGCUUAGCAGAAUGCUAAAGCAAUGA